Mangifera indica (mango) is the source of this 2934-nucleotide messenger RNA. RefSeq names its product probable inactive DNA (cytosine-5)-methyltransferase DRM3. Lineage: Eukaryota; Viridiplantae; Streptophyta; Magnoliopsida; Sapindales; Anacardiaceae. Gene Ontology annotation, cellular component: nucleus. Bases 306 to 2393 code for a protein of 695 amino acids. The record is from RefSeq and is a predicted model, not a curated record. The transcript is spliced from 12 exons.
GAUUUUUAAUAGGAAAUUUGCCUGUUUCCUAAUUGGAUAGGUGUUAAACAUGCGAGAGUUUGAAGACGACCAACACAAAAUCAGAACCAUAUUCUUAGCCUAGUGCCACGUGGAUCCCCCUAACCAAACUGAACACCUGUCUUAUUUCUCAACUAAACUUUGAUCGCUGUCUGUUAACUGUCGACUCUUCCCAACUCCAGAACCAGAACAGUCAAACAGCUUACUCCCGUCUCCGAUCAGAGAUUAAAACUAGUUUCUGUUUCGCAUUUCGUUGUGGCCUUCUGUGAAUUCUCUCCCUUUCUUAAAUGGGUCAAAAUGGAGAGAAACCAAUCGUUCCAAAGACUGAGAUCUUGGACUUUGAGUUGUCAGCUGAUAGAGUGUACUCGAGCCAUGUUGGGAACGACAUUGCAAGUUCAUCUGGAAGUAAUGUAAGAUCAUCUUUAAUUGGGAUGGGAUUUUCACCCUCUAUUGUCAACAAAGUCAUUGAAGAAAAAGGUGAAGAUGACCUUGACUUAUUAUUGGAGACACUUAUUGGGUACUCGGAACUUCAAAAAUCAAAUUCUCAGUCAUCAGAUUCUCUGGAUAGCUUGUUUGGUGACAAGGAUAGUUCUAGUCAGCCAGAAAUUUCCUCAGUUAUUAAACCAAAAGAGGAACCAGAUGUAGAUGAAGAUAAUGAUGACAAAAAGGUGUCCUUACUAAAGAUGGAUUUUCCUCUCAAUCUAGUUGACUUUGCAUUGGAUAAACUUGGUGAAGAUGCUCCCAUUAAUGAACUGGUGGACUUUAUUAUUGCUGCUCAGAUAGCUGAAAAUAUUGAAAAGGAAACAGAUGACAUGCCUCAUGAGGAUGAAGGGAAAAAUGAGGAUGUUAGUGAUGAAACCUUGUUUGGGACCAUGGAUAAAACACUUCAUUUGCUUGAAAUGGGUUUCUCUGAAAAUCAAGUAUCAUUAGCAAUUGAGAAAUUUGGAUCUGAUGUUCCGAUUUCAGAGCUUGCAGAGUCGAUCUUUAGUGGUGGAAUUUAUUCUAGUCGUGUCGCUAGGAAUAAGGUUGGUAGAUCUUCAGGUAUGGGGAUGGAAAAUGUUUUAAGACAUCGCUCAUAUGAUUCAGUAAAAUUGGAAACUGAGGAUUUUAGUCCACAUACUGUCUCUCAGUCAAGAAAUUUCAACAACCAAGAGGAAGCUAGUAGAGGGAAAAGGCCAAAAGAAGUGUAUUCUGGUGACUUACCAGAUGGUGCUUCUCAGUUCCGGCAUAUUGAUUUUGAGGAAAAUCAUAAAGGGAAAAGGCCAAAAGAAGAGUAUAUGGAUGAUUCUAGCUCUUUUCUCGACACUUCAUGGCUAGAGGAAAAAGUUAGCCCCAAUGUUGUCCGAUCAGAAGUGCGGACAGUAUUCAGAUCAAAUCCGUGCAGGAGUCUUGAUAAAAUGGUGCCCAAAUCUCCAUAUUUUUUGUACGGAGAUGUUGUUAAUAUAUCUAGUGGUUGCUGGACCAAAAUUUCACAGUUUUUGUAUGCAAUUGAGCCGGAAUUUGUGUCUACUCAGUUCUUCUCUGCUUUGAAUAGGAAAGAAGGCUACGUACACAAUCUUCCAGUCUCCAAUAGGUUUCACAUCCUUCCAAAGCCACCAAUGACCAUAGAAGAGGCAAUACCAUAUACUAAGAAAUGGUGGCCGUCAUGGGAUACGAGGAAGCACUUGAGUUGCAUUAGUUCUGGAACUAGUGGAAUAUCUCUGCUCUGUGACAGGCUUGGAAAGAUGUUAAUUGAUUCUAAAGGAAUGCCGUCCCCAGAAGACAAGAGAGAUAUCCUUCAUCACUGCCAGAAAUUUAAUCUUGUAUGGGUUGGCCAAUACAAACUCAGCCCUGUAGAUCCUGAUUAUUUAGAACGUAUUCUAGGUUACCCAUUUGGUCACACUCAAUCUGCUGAAAAUAGUUUACCACAAAGAUUGGCAUUACUGAGACACUGCUUUCAGACAGACACUUUGGGCUACCACCUCUCUGUUUUGAAUCCUGUGUUUCCAGAAGGGCUAACAGUUUUGUCUGUCUUCAGUGGAAUUGGUGGUGCCGAAGUUACUUUACACCGGCUGGGCAUCAAGUUGAAAGGUGUUAUUUCUGUAGACACUUCUGAAGCUAAUCGGAGGAUUCUCAAUAGGUGGUGGCGUAAUAGUGAACAAACAGGUGAACUGGUGCAGAUAGAAGAUAUCCAGACGCUAACAACUAAAAAGGUUGAGAGUCUGAUUGAGAAGUUUGGCAGUAUUGACUUUAUUGUCUGUCAGAACCCAGUUCCUCAAGUUUCAGGAAGUUCUUCUGCAGAGGACAACAUUCUUCCCGGUUUAGACUUUUCUUUGUUUUAUGAGUUUGUUCGUGUUUUGCAACGUGUAAGGAGUGCAAUGCAAAGAAAGAGAUAAUGAAUCUUUGAAUCUGGACAUCAUGAAGUUUCAUAUAAGCCAAAGCAUAGGUUCUCUUUUUUCCAUCUUUUCGACGAAGGGUUGAUGGUGAGUCCUCAACAGAAAAAGUAAUCACAGGAUUGAACUAUGCAUACUGAGUUUUGUGGGUCACUCUGUCAAGGAGCCUGGAAGAAAGACCCAAAAAAGGGUCAUGCUCAUCAGUGGCGCCAAGUCUACGUUAUAGUCAAUUCAUGACUCUGGACAAAUUUUGUAGAGCAUACUUUGGUGAUACAGUUCUGUCUUUUGUUUUGAAGUGCCUUUAUAAUGUAUAAUUCAACAUGUUUGAACUGAGAAUUUUUGUUUUGUGCGGGGCAAAAUCAUUGCAAAUCCAUUUCAACUCAUAGUAGUCCAAAUAGGAAAAUGUUUGUCCUUCAGACCUAAUUUGCCUCAGCUAUCUGUUACUCGUUUAUUGAGUUCCAUGUUGAGACUUUGCAGUUUGGCCAUUGAUAAUGAAUUUUGAUUUACUCAAGCAUAAUAAAGUAGUUUUGGAAGUGCUUUUAUU